Trichomycterus rosablanca is the source of this 1193-nucleotide messenger RNA. RefSeq names its product mohawk homeobox a (gene mkxa). Lineage: Eukaryota; Metazoa; Chordata; Actinopteri; Siluriformes; Trichomycteridae. Gene Ontology annotation, biological process: regulation of transcription by RNA polymerase II; muscle organ development; cell development. Bases 1 to 1074 code for a protein of 357 amino acids. Gene Ontology annotation, molecular function: RNA polymerase II cis-regulatory region sequence-specific DNA binding; DNA-binding transcription factor activity, RNA polymerase II-specific. The record is from RefSeq and is a predicted model, not a curated record. Gene Ontology annotation, cellular component: nucleus. The transcript is spliced from 6 exons.
AUGAACCCGAUCGUCUUUAAUAAACUCAGUAGCCCGAUGCUGUUCGAGGAGAAAGCCAGUGAGGUGGAGAGGAGCAGCAGGAAUUAUCUGGAGGUGAUCGACGGACAGCAUGCGGAUCUUCUCUCCAGAGACAGUUCCGUUAUGCGCCAUCGGAGACCCGGGUCUCGCCAGAGCGGAGGAAAGGUCCGGCAUAAGCGACAGGCUCUUCAGGACAUGGCCCGACCUCUUAAACAGUGGCUCUACAAGCACCGAGACAAUCCCUACCCCACCAAAACAGAAAAGAUUUUGCUGGCACUUGGCUCGCAGAUGACACUGGUGCAGGUUUCUAACUGGUUUGCAAAUGCACGGCGGCGGUUGAAGAACACAGUGCGACAGCCAGAUCUCAGCUGGGCUCUCAGGAUUAAACUCUAUAACAAAUACGUGCAGGGCAAUGCUGAAAGACUUAGCAUUAGCAGCGAUGACUCCUGCUCAGAAGAUGGUGACCCAACUGCUCGAGCUCAGGUGGGUGAAUUCAGUAAGCCCAUAUAUCAAAGCGUCAUCAAAAAAGAAGGCAGCAGCAUGGGCGCAAGCCUUCAGGCAGCCACAGAUGCCUCUCUGGCUGAGGACUAUGUGUCCCCACCUAAAUACAAGAGCAGCCUGCUUCACCGCUACUUGAACGACUCGCUGCGUCAUGUGAUGGUGGCUAACGGCAUGUCAGAUGCCCGCAAAAGGAAUCACUCUGGCUCCUUCAGCUCCAACGAGUAUGAUGAAGACCUCCUGUCGCCGUCUUGCUCAGAGACAGAAGCCAACUUUGUGUAUCGUACAGAAGCAGUGGACCGUGGAUCAAGUAAAUGUGACAAGUUGUGUGUGUGUGUGUCUGUCUGUCUGUCUGUCUACAGCAGAAUCAUGUCAAAGGAGAAAAUCCGUGGAAAAACUGAGACAUACUGGAGAGAGAUUAAUGCAGCCAUGGCACUAACUAACCUGUCUAAACCUAAGGAUGGUGCUCCUACCAGCACUACCAGCUGCAUCAUUCAGAAAUCCUCUCAUAUAGCUGAAAUCAAGACUGUCAAAGUGCCUAUCAUGCACAAGUACUAGCACCUGCUUCACCUGGAAAAAAGACAGGACUUAAUUUCCAUUUUUUUUUCUUUUGGUUUAAAUUUUGUGGUACUUAUAAAACAGUCUUCUAAGAUUUUUUUUUCAUUUAAGUCAUUAAU